Molecule: messenger RNA, 1260 nt
Organism: Aspergillus puulaauensis
Lineage: Eukaryota; Fungi; Ascomycota; Eurotiomycetes; Eurotiales; Aspergillaceae
Exons: 2
Coding region: 1-1260 (419 amino acids)
Source: RefSeq, a predicted model, not a curated record
AUGUCACCUCACGCUAUUGAUCCCCUCUCACCUCACGCCUUGUUUGCCCGUGCCGGCUCAAACUGUAAAGAAUGUCCGCAAGAAGCUCCUUCUUGUGAUUGCCCAUCCGGCACAACAUGCAUGAUGACAGCACAGUCAUGCAACGAGUGCGCAUCUGUAAACUGUGUCAAAACAUCCACAGGCAGUUCCUCAGGCUCACAGGAGAGUUCAUCUAGUGGGGACGGAGGAGGAGGAGGAGGAGGGGGAGGAACCAACGCGGGCGCCAUUGCGGGUGGUGUUAUUGGAGGCCUUGCGGUGGUUGGAAUCAUCACAUUUCUGAUCUGGUGGUUUGUCAUCCGCAAAAAGCGCCAACAACAAUCAGACGAGUCGGAAAAGAGCUCGUACGCCCCCCGUGCUGCUGGCAGCGCCGCCAGUGGUGCGCAGUCAAGGAAAUCAACUCACUCAAUUGCGUCAACCGUUUUGACUCGAGCGUCGAAUGUUAUUCAAAUCGCCUACAUUCCGGGCGUUACGAACCGAUCUCCUCCGGACACACCUCUCGUACCCCCUGUUCCUCCUCUUCCUGGCGCGUCGGCCGAUCAGCAUUUCUUCAUGCCUGGAGAUCUCCGCGACUCGUCCUGGUCUGAUAUGACGACCGAUCGCCGUUCCAUGGCCAACACUCUACGAAGCAGUGUCGCCACGACUAUCUACCGCAACGAUGCUAUCGUGAGCCCUAUCCCUGCUCAGCAGGUGACACGUACUCGUGCUGCCAUGGUUAACGUUCAAAAUGGUGCUUCACCUCAGACACUGGGCCCUGAUGCUCCCGCUGUUCCUGCUAUCACCCAGUCGCAGCUCGCCAAGGCAGGAGUUACCGACGCGAACAACAACAGCUCAAUUGUGGGCCGUGCUGUCACUGCUAAACCCGUCAUGGUGAAGACUCUUGGAAAGAAGAACAACGCGGCGAAAUCGCCUGUCCAGCCUAUUGCGGAGCAACCUGAAUCUAGUCCCGAACCCUCGUCCAGCAGUUCUCUUGUUGGCGCAACCGAGAACAACACACCCAACAACGCCGAGACGACAAGGCGAUCUAAAGUCCCAACAGUGAUCGAAGACUCACCAGCUAUUAUCCAAAGCCCCUUCAACGACCAAGCCGAAACACCAACCGAGACAGACAACAAACGUAACUCGGCCUUCUUAGACGGGUCCGACGCAAGCACGAAGCGACACAGCGGAGCACACCCUCCCCGUGGAGAGAGUCCCUUCGCAGAUGCAAAUGAAGUGAAAUAA